Molecule: messenger RNA, 1515 nt
Organism: Penicillium concentricum
Lineage: Eukaryota; Fungi; Ascomycota; Eurotiomycetes; Eurotiales; Aspergillaceae
Product: Amino acid/polyamine transporter I
Exons: 2
Coding region: 1-1515 (504 amino acids)
Biological process (GO): transmembrane transport
Cellular component (GO): membrane
Molecular function (GO): transmembrane transporter activity
Source: RefSeq, a predicted model, not a curated record
AUGGGCCGUCAUUUCAACGUCUGGUCCCUGAUAUUUCUUGCCUGCUGCACCAGUGUCACCUGGGAAGCCCUCACCUCGACCAUGGCCCAAUCUCUUCGGGCGGGUGGCAGCUCCAGCCUCGUGUGGGGAUUCGUCGCCGCGGCUAUCGGCGCUCUAAGUAUCGCUCUCUCGCUCAGCGAGUUCGCCAGCAUGGUUCCAACAGCCGGCGGGCAAUACCACUACGUGGCCGCCCUGUCUCCCCUCAAAUAUAGACGCCUAUUUUCAUGGAUCGCCGGCUGGGCUACCAUCUGGAGCUGGGUUCUGUCAACACUGACAGGUAUCUUCUCCAAUUCCAUGCAGCUGCAAGCCUACAUCAUCUUGUUUGCUCCAGACUACGUGUAUCAGCGAUGGCACACAAGCAUGAUCGUCAUUGGUAUGACCACCUGCUUUCUCGGUAUCAACAUCCUUGGCACUCGCUGGCUGCAUCGAUUGACCUUCUUGGGUAUCGUGUUGCACAUUGCUGGAUAUGUCGCCAUCAUCGUUUACCUGUUGGCGACGGUGCACCCAAAGAAUACGGCCGCUUACGUCUUCUCAGACCUGACCAACCUGAGCGGGUGGAAAAGCGACGGAGUCUCGUGGUCAAUCGGUCUGAUGAGCUCUGCUAUAGCUUUUAUUAAUUGGGACUCGGCUACACAUAUGGCGGAGGAGAUGCAGAAUGCGUCGAGGGAUCUUCCACGAGUCCUAUAUGGCUGCGUUGCUCUUUCCGGUAUCAUCACAUUCCCUUGGGUGAUCGCCCUGGCCUUCUGUAUGACGGACAUCGAGGGCGUGCUAAAUGGGCCGGUUGGACGGAUCUACCCGUUGGUGCAGCUCAUAUACAACGUUUCCGGUGGCAGUCAAUCCAUGACAAUAGGACUCACCUGGUUCUACCUUUUCCUGGGGUUCUUUGUUGGCGGACCAGGGUGCAUGGCCGCGUCGUCCCGCGUCAUCUGGUCAUUCGCCCGAGAAGGGGGUCUUCCCGACUGCUUUUCACGCGUCCACAGUCGCUUCGAGGUCCCCGUCAACGCAUUGUUGUUGUCAUGGGUAUCGAUAUCCGCGCUAGCCCUGAUUUACAUCGGCAACGAAACCGCAUUUUACGGACUCGCCUCCGGUGUGACGGUGGUCAUGAUUUUCUCGUACGCAAUGCCCAUCUUCCUCCGGCUUAUCUACGGCUUUAAGCACUCGAAUUUGCAGCCCGGUCCAUUCACGCUCGGCGCCUGGGGCCUGCCAAUUAACAUCUUUGCCGCGUGCUGGUGCACCUACCUCAUUAUCUUCAUGUGUCUCCCCACUCUCAUGCCUGUAACGAAGGAAAAUAUGAACUACGCGGUUCUUAUCUUUGGAGCAAGUUUGUUGGUCGCUGCAGGCACAUGGUGGGUGUAUGGUCGUCGGGUUUAUCUCGGGGUUCUGGCUGAGGGAGAUAGCCCUUUUCAUGAGGAGACUGUGGUGGAUCAACAGAUUGGACAUGAGAAGAAAGGCUCAGUUGCCUCUUCUGAUAUAUAG